AUGGAUGGAAUUUACUUAGAGGUUCUGGAAAUUGUUGCAAAAGAGUCUAAACAGUAUCAUGAAGUCACUGAGUUUGUUAAAGAAACUGCCUCACAUUUCCACCAAGAGCUACCUGGAUCUCAGAUCUCCUUUCACAUACCUUGGUCUCCACACUGCAAGAACGAACGAUGUUAUGACUUUUUAGCAAUUUCAAAAGCCUGUGACAUUUUAUUUGUGGCAUCCUACGACGUUCCAAAUGACCUGCGGGAUGGUUGUGUUGCAAGAUCAAGUGCUCCCUAUCACCGGGUUUUAUCAGGAAUGUUGGAUUAUAUCAAACUGGGCAUUGACUCCAGAAAGCUGGUGAUGGGCGUUGCUUGGUACGGUUAUGACUACACCUGCAAGCACCUUCUUGGGGUAAGAUCAAGACAGAUCCCAUACAAAGACAUCAUGCAGCUUCUGCCGAGAUCACUCACUGGCAGGUUCUGGGACGAUGAUCGGAAAGCCCCAUAUUUUGACUACUUGGUUGGUAACACGUACCACGAGGUCUGGUACGAUGAUCCCGAGAGCAUUUCUAUGAAGGUGUCUAUCAUGAUGAAACUGAACCUCCGUGGUAUCGGCGUGUGGGCUGCAAACAACAUCCACUACGCUGGUGAUAUCAGAGCAAGAAUGCAGGCUGCGGAGAUGUGGAACGCCGUGUGUCGUCCCUGGUGGAAUUACCAAGUGUGA
Hypanus sabinus (Atlantic stingray) is the source of this 705-nucleotide messenger RNA. Its product is annotated as di-N-acetylchitobiase-like. The record is from RefSeq and is a predicted model, not a curated record. Gene Ontology annotation, biological process: carbohydrate metabolic process; chitin catabolic process. The transcript has 5 exons. The coding region runs from base 1 to 705 and encodes 234 amino acids. Gene Ontology annotation, molecular function: chitinase activity. Gene Ontology annotation, cellular component: extracellular region. NCBI's taxonomy places the organism in Eukaryota, Metazoa, Chordata, Chondrichthyes, Myliobatiformes, Dasyatidae.